Penicillium verhagenii is the source of this 2673-nucleotide messenger RNA. Its product is annotated as GTPase-activating protein RGD2. Gene Ontology annotation, molecular function: GTPase activator activity. Gene Ontology annotation, biological process: small GTPase-mediated signal transduction; cytoskeleton organization. Gene Ontology annotation, cellular component: cell division site; plasma membrane; division septum. Lineage: Eukaryota; Fungi; Ascomycota; Eurotiomycetes; Eurotiales; Aspergillaceae. The transcript has 5 exons. Bases 1 to 2673 code for a protein of 890 amino acids. The record is from RefSeq and is a predicted model, not a curated record.
AUGCCUGGCUUUGCGGACUCUUUCUGGACGCCCGACUAUGCUUCCGGCUUGGGUGUCCUAUACGGGAAGUUGCAGCAGGGCGUGGUGGAGAAUAAGCAGAUUUUGAUGAUCGCAUUGAUGCGGGCAGAAGCGGAGGAGCAAUAUGGUCUCCGCAUGGGAGAUAUCGCGCCAAGCGUGGACCGGUUAUCUGCUGCAGGUUUCAGCAAGGACGACGGUGCGAGUGUGCGAAAGGCUUACGAAGGUGUCCGUACUGAGAUGAUCGAGGCCUCGCGGAAUCAUCAGAAAAUUGCCAACAACAUUCGUGAACUUGUCGUGGCCCCAUUCCGUCGCUGGGGCGAACAGCAUGAAUACAGAGUCCAGACUUCCCAUGACAAUCUCCAGGGACGGAUCAAGGAACACUCGAAACAGGUCGAAUUGGUGAAGAAGCUUCGCAGCACUUACUUCAACAAGUGCCGAGUGGUGGAAGAUCUGGAAGAGGAGAACAAGCUUGCUUUCCAGGAUCCCGAGACAAGUCCCAAGGUUAAGCCGACACCGAAGAUUGUUCUUCCCACCGAGGAGGACCCCGAGGAUGAGGAGCCGGUUGAAUUGGGAGAUCGCGUUUACUCCCCCGAGGAUAUCAAGAAGAUUCUUUUGCAUAUGUUGAAUAACAUUCGAAUUGGCGAGGCCAAGGUGCCUAUUAUUGGCACAUAUCAAAAUGUUUCGACAGGCGCGGAUAUUGUGGAGUACGUUCAGAGAUACAUGGAAGCCUCUAACCUGGCCCAGGCAGAACGUAUUGGACAAGAUCUUGUGGACGGUGGCUUUUUGCGCCUGGUUGGCAACAUGGGUAGCGUCUUCGCCAACAGCUCGAAGAUGAAUUACCAGUGGCGCACCAGGGUCUUCCAACUCACUGGCAUUCCCGAGAAGAAGAAGUCUUUGAUGCGAGUAGCCUCUGCGGCUUCCAACAGCGAGGAUGGCAUUGACUCUCCAAUUUCGUCAGUCUCGGAGAUGAUCGCUGGCUGGAACCCUCUCAACAACCCCUACCCUAAUGAGACCCCUGCAGAGAAGCUGCGAAGAGAAGCUUUGGAAUCCGAUGAGCGUUACAAGGCUGGUGUGCGAAGGCUUGAUCAGCUUCGAUGCCGCCUUGAGGAGGACGUCAUUGACAACUUGCGAUUCAUGGAGCAGUGUGAGCUGGACCGUCUCAAGGCCAUCAAGGCUGUAGUGCUUGAUUUCUCUGGCGCUAUCAGCAACGUCAUUCCCAACCUCCAGAGCACCGUCGAUCAUAUGAUGCUGUAUCAGGAAACGAUCCAGCCACUGGGAGAUUUGAGAUAUCUCCUAGAGAAUUACCGUACCGGCGGGUUUGUCCCGCGUGUACAAGCCUACGAAAACUACUACGGAUCCGUCGAAGAGCAAAAUUUCGGCGUCGAUCUUGAAGCCAGAGCUCGUGUAGACCGCAAGCGUGUCCCAAUUUUGGUGACUACGCUUUUGACCUACUUGGACAACCGCUACCCGGAGCUCGAGGGUGAUGAGGCCCGCCGUGGUAUCUGGCUCCACAAUCCUAAGCUGUCUCACACGCACCAGUUGCGCAACGCUUUGAACAACAGCAAAGCGGACUAUCGUGAAAUCCUCCCGAAUUUUGAGAUACCCACAGUUGCUAGCGUUCUGAAAUUGUACCUUCUUGAAUUGCCAGACUCUCUUGUUUCUUCACAAGUCUACGAAAUCGUCAAAACUAUCUACUCGACUACCGCUCACGAGACCACGGAAGAGGGACGAAUUAAGGUCCUGCAAAGUACGCUUGGACAACUUCGUCUCGUCAACAUUGCCACGCUUGAUGCCAUCAUGACCCAUUUCACACGCCUGAUUGACUUGACCUCGGCCGAUGAACAGUACAUUGCCGCAAUGGCCCAGGUCCUGUCGCCAUGUAUCCUCCGCCCUCGCAUCGAGAGCAGCCUCACCAUGGAUGAGCGCCACAGCUACCGCCUGAUCCGUGAUCUGUUUGCUCACAAAGACGCUAUCUUCGGCGAACUGAAGCGCCAGUCCAGUGCACUGGGUAUUUCGACUUCCAGCCGCCCCCGAGCAAUCAGCACCGACGAGAGCAACCGACGUGCCGCCAUGGAGGCUCGCCAGCGUGCUAUUGUCAACCGCAGCCGCGCUACCAGCCCGACAAACCGUCAACGACACCGUCGGGACCGUUCCAGUGGCGCUUCUGAAACUGGCCGAUUCCCAAUUAAUGUUUCCAGCCCGGCUGACCGCCGGCCCGCAGGCCGUGCUGUCGUCAGUCUCGACGUGCCCACCAGUAAUGGAUCUCCCACUGGCUCCGAGCACCCCCCGGCCGUGAACACCAAUAUCACCGAAGUCGCAACCAACGGUGGAACCGAGUCUCCCGCCUCGGCAGCCAUCUCUAGUGCCGCCUCUUCGGGUUCUGAAAGCCCCCCUCCUCCCCCCGAGACUGCCUCAGAAGGUUCCCCUACCCCAACACCCACCCCAGCUGCUACAGCUACCGAAUUUGAAAAGCGAGCCUCUAUUCCUCGCUCCGCUGGUGGCCGGUACACUCGCAAGCCCGGCCUCGGAAGUCUCUCGAGCUUCCCUACUACCGGACCUACCGUCGGCGCCACAGGCACCGAUAGCAACCGGAGCAGCAUUGCCGAAAGCGAGCCCAAGGGUGUAACUCUGGAAGACAAGCCCAUGGAUGAUUAA